This is a messenger RNA of Zeugodacus cucurbitae (melon fly), 968 nucleotides long. RefSeq lists its product as uncharacterized. NCBI's taxonomy places the organism in Eukaryota, Metazoa, Arthropoda, Insecta, Diptera, Tephritidae. The record is from RefSeq and is a predicted model, not a curated record. The transcript has 3 exons. Bases 355 to 864 code for a protein of 169 amino acids.
CGUAUGCAAUGAAAUUGCUAAAUUUUUCUAAAAUGGAAGUUCUAAUAAAACACUAUUUUUUUUAAUAUUUAGUGAUUUUGUACUAAUUGUGCGGUUAACAACCGCAAUAUGUGCUUUCUAUCCAAUUUUAUUUUACCAAUAUGAAAAUAUUAUUGCCAAUCAGCUGUUUAAGGGAGUUUAUAACUCGCUUUGUUGCCGUCUGUCACCUACAUAUUUGCAACUGAUUAAUACCGCUGACAGACGGCGGCGUUAAUUCGGAUUAACUGCUUUAAUCGGGGUUAAUUCGAGAGUUAUACGUUAGCGGGCUUGAUCCAUUAAAAAAAAAAAAAACAAAAAACAGAUAUAUCUGCGCAAAUGGCUCAUAAAUUUACACCAAAGGAAGUGCAUGUAAAAAUAAGAAACUUGACACAAAAAUAUAGAGAAGAAAAGAAAAAAGUUGGACGCUCGGAGGACAGCACGUCGGCUUGGAAACAUUUUGGUGCGGUUCAUCAAAUAAUGGAACUGUCGGCAGCCAAUAAUGAAGAAACAUAUGAAUCGUUUACUAUGAACACAUCGUCAUCAAUAUCGCUGCCGUUCCCGUCACCAACACUUACAGCAUCACCAUUGACCCACUCGCCAUUGACCCGCUCGCCAUUAUUGUCACCACUGCAUAGUUCCUUAACACCAACUAGAAAGAGGGCAACUAGAAAGAGGGAUUAUAAGGGUGAACUGUUGAAAGUGGCAAAGGAGCAAAAUGAAUUGCUGAUUGCAGUGGUGAAAGAUAACAAAAAACUAUCAGAAGCAAUUGUUAAAGCCAUUGAAGAACAAAAUAAUACUAUGAAGGAGUUCAUAGAUACUAUGAAACGUAUUUUAGAAAAGAUGUAAAUGUUUCUUUUGGUUUUAAUGUAUGUAUACGUUUUUAAUGGUGUUUAAAUGUAUUAAACAUGAAUUAAAAUUAAGUUAAGUUUAUGUAUAUAUGUAUUAGUAAU